Molecule: messenger RNA, 433 nt
Organism: Drosophila albomicans
Lineage: Eukaryota; Metazoa; Arthropoda; Insecta; Diptera; Drosophilidae
Product: cyclin-dependent kinase inhibitor 1C-like
Exons: 2
Coding region: 41-409 (122 amino acids)
Source: RefSeq, a predicted model, not a curated record
CAGUUUCAACUAGAAGCAACACAAAAACUCAAUCCUCAACAUGUUCAAAUACGCUGUUGUCAUCCUCGCCGUCAUCGCUUGCGCUGCUGCCAAGCCUGGAGUUCUUCUGAGCCAGCCAUUGGCUUAUGCUGCACCUGCUGCAGUUGUUGCUGCUCCUGCUCCUUAUGUGACAGCAACCAGCAGCCAAGUGAUUGCCCGCAACUACAAUGGAAUUGCUGCUGCUCCAGUGAUUGCUCCAGUUGCUACUCCGUUGGCUGCUCCAGUUGCUGCUCCAGUCAUUGCCAAGUACGCUGCUGCUCCUUUGGCCGCACCCUUGGCUACUCCCUUGGCUUACAGCGCCUCUCUAACUGCUCCUCUUGCCUACAGCGCUCCUUUUAGCUAUGCUGCUUCUGCACCACUUUUGAUUUAAAUUAAUAAACUGUGAUCCGUAAUC